AUGGGUUAUGGUGGUGCAACUCUGAGAUGGUGCAUGAUGCAAGUGAGACUACAGUGCACCAGCACUUCACUGAUUUCACGUUUCGCGCGUAGUGGUCAAAUCGAGCAUGCUCGGAAGGUGUUCAAUGAAAUGCCUCACACUCACAGAAGCAUUGCUUCGUGGAACGCCAUGGUUGCCGCGUACUUCGAAACCCACCAGCUCCGCGAGGCCAUCCUUCUGUUCGAGAAAAUGCCCCAAAGGAACACCGUCUCUUGGAACGGCUUGAUUUCUGGGUACAUAAAGAAUGGAUUGUUGACUGAAGCAAGGAAAGUAUUCGACAACAUGUCCGACCGCAACGUUGUUUCGUGGACUUCGAUGGUUCGCGGUUACGUGCAAGAGGGUAUGGUUGCAGAAGCAGAAUGGCUGUUCUGGCAGAUGCCCGACAAGAACGUGGUGUCUUGGACUGUCAUGCUUGGUGGGUUGCUGCAAGAAUCUCGGGUUGAGGAUGCACGCAAACUGUUUGAUAUGAUGCCUGUGAAGGAUAUGGUGGCUGUUACCAACAUGAUUGGAGGGUAUUGUCAGGAGGGUCUUUUGGCUGAAGCUCGGGCUCUCUUUGAUGAGAUGCCAAUGAGGAAUGUGGUUACUUGGACAACUAUGCUUUCUGGGUAUGCGCGAAACCGGAGGGUGGAUGUUGCAAGGAAGCUUUUUGAAGUGAUGCCAGAGAAAAAUGAGGUGUCUUGGACGGCAAUGAUCAUGGGUUAUACUCACAGUGGGAGGAUGAAAGAGGCUUCUGAGCUUUUCGAUGCAAUGCCGAUGAAACCGAUUGUUGCUUGCAAUGAAAUGAUCAUGGGGCUUGGACUUGAUGGGGCUGUGGAUAAAGCUAGACAGGUGUUUGAGCAAAUGAAGGAGAGGGAUGAUGGGACUUGGAGUGCCAUGAUUAAGGUGUAUGAAAGGAAAGGAUUUGAGUUGGAAGCAUUGGAUUUGUUUGCUAAGAUGCAAAGAGAAGGGGUUGCACUGAAUUUCCCUUCAUUGAUCAGUGUUCUUUCUGUAUGUGCCAGUCUAGCCAGUCUUGAUCAUGGCAGGCAGAUUCAUGCCCAAUUGGUGAGAUCUGAAUUUGAUCAAGAUUUAUAUGUUGCCUCAGUCUUGAUUACGAUGUAUGUUAAGUGCGGUGAUCUUGUCACAGCAAAACAGAUUUUUAACAGGUUUCCUUUGAAGGAUGUUGUUAUGUGGAACUCUAUGAUCACGGGUUAUUCCCAACAUGGUUUGGGAGAGGAAACUUUAAAUGUUUUUUAUGAAAUGUGCUCCUCUGGAGUUCUGCCCGAUGAUGUCACCUUCAUUGGAGUUCUUUCAGCUUGCAGCUACAGUGGCAAGGUGAAAGAAGGGCUUGAAAUUUUUGAAUCAAUGAAAUGCAAGUAUCAAGUGGACCCAGCAAUCGAACACUAUGCUUGCAUGGUUGAUUUGCUAGGCCGAGCAGGCCAGGUAUAUGAUGCAAUGAAACUGGUAGAAAAGAUGCCAAUGGAACCAGAUGCUAUUGUUUGGGGUGCACUGUUAGGUGCAUGUAGAACCCAUAUGAAGCUGGAUUUGGCUGAAGUUGCAGUUGAGAAACUUGGACAGCUAGAGCCCAAAAAUGCUGGGCCUUAUGUCUUGCUCUCAAAUAUGUAUGCAUCCAGAGGAAGAUGGGGGGAUGUUGAAGUCCUUAGGAAAAAAAUAAAAGCUAGAAGUGUUAUCAAAUUGCCUGGCUGUAGUUGGAUUGAGGUUGAAAAGAAGGUACAUAUGUUCACCGGAGGGGACAGUAUGGGCCACCCCGAGCAGCCUAUUAUCAUGAAAAUGUUGGAGAAGUUAGGUGGAUUGUUAAGGGAAGCUGGGUACUGUCCUGAUGGUAGCUUUGUGCUUCAUGACGUGGAUGAGGAAGAGAAGACACAUAGCUUGGGUUAUCAUAGUGAAAAAGUAGCUAUAGCAUAUGCGCUCCUAAAAGUGCCUGAAGGGAUGCCAAUCAGAGUUAUGAAAAAUUUGCGAGUUUGUGGCGAUUGCCAUUCUGCAAUCAAAUUGAUUGCAAAAGUCACUGGAAGAGAAAUCAUUUUGAGGGAUGCCAAUAGAUUUCAUCAUUUUAAGGAUGGUUACUGUUCCUGCAAGGACUAUUGGUGAUUCCUGGAAACAAAUCAUAUAUGACCUUAUAUUUGAAGAAGCUGUUGGAAUUGGAGGGUUUCUUUAAUUCUUUGUCCCUGAGCAUGAUUGGCUGGGAUAUGAUGCACAUCAAUGGGCUGUAUUUAAGAAUCAAACAGAAGUUCCUUAGUACAUUUGAGGUUUUCACUUACAAAUCACAAUUGUAUCAUACACGAUUGGGUAUCAUUGAAC
Gastrolobium bilobum is the source of this 2334-nucleotide messenger RNA. Its product is annotated as pentatricopeptide repeat-containing protein At1g56690, mitochondrial-like. The coding region runs from base 1 to 2124 and encodes 707 amino acids. Lineage: Eukaryota; Viridiplantae; Streptophyta; Magnoliopsida; Fabales; Fabaceae. The record is from RefSeq and is a predicted model, not a curated record. Gene Ontology annotation, molecular function: zinc ion binding; protein binding; RNA binding. Gene Ontology annotation, biological process: RNA modification. The transcript has a single exon.